This is a messenger RNA of Lathyrus sativus (Indian pea), 573 nucleotides long. NCBI's taxonomy places the organism in Eukaryota, Viridiplantae, Streptophyta, Magnoliopsida, Fabales, Fabaceae. The record is from the annotation of a GenBank genome assembly.
AUGGGAAGCUCACGGGGAGGGGACAGCAAAAAAAAAAUGGUGUCACUGCCACCGAAGCAGACUAUUACUCAGACGACUCAACCAGAGCGAAGCCAGGACAACGACGAAUUAAAUGUAAAGCAACAUUCACAAGACAUGGAAGCACAAAAGGGUACGGAAGAACAUUCUGUAACAGGUGAUAAAGUUAAAACCCUAGAAUCAAUUAACUCAACAGAUGCGCAAGAACCGAAGGAACAACGCAAGUUUUGGGUUGACGUAUUGAACGACAAUCGCAAUCCAACUAAAGGCAUGUCGAUGAAAUAUGUCGCCCCAUCAAUUGUUGCCGGGGAGAUUCAAAUUGUUAUUGAAGACGAGGAUGUUGAAACAGAACUCAAAUUUUGGGAAAGUUCUUUGAUCAUGUAUGUGCUGGGAGGGGAUCUCAGUAUGAAUACAAUGAAGAAUUUUAUGGAAAGAAUGUGGAAUUUCAUCAAACUUCCUGAUAUACACUACCACGAGGAAGGAUACUUUAUCCUCAAAUUUCAUUCGCACAGGGAUAUAGAUACAGUGAUGCUGAAAGGACCCUACACAAUUUAA